Molecule: messenger RNA, 750 nt
Organism: Carassius carassius (crucian carp)
Lineage: Eukaryota; Metazoa; Chordata; Actinopteri; Cypriniformes; Cyprinidae
Product: gamma-crystallin M2-like
Exons: 4
Coding region: 5-697 (230 amino acids)
Biological process (GO): visual perception; lens development in camera-type eye
Molecular function (GO): structural constituent of eye lens
Source: RefSeq, a predicted model, not a curated record
UUUAAUGCCUCCUGAUCCUUUUGUGGCCUGUUGUGAAAAGCAGAUCAUCAGGUCAUUGGUGAACAAGGCUUGGUGUGCUGGUAAGGCUCAUGAGAAGAGUAUAAAAGGUCCACCAGGACCUCUAUGGGAGUACGGCAGACCGGUGUGGACAUCCUGCUCUGCAGCCAUGGGAAAGAUCAUCUUCUAUGAAGGCUCCAACUUCCAAGGGCGCUCUUAUGAGUGCUCUGCUGACUGCCCUGAUACAUACAGAUACUUCAACUGCUGCAACUCCAUAAGGGUCAUGGGGGGUCACUGGGUUGGCUACGAGAAGCCCUAUUAUAUGGGGUAUCAGUACAUCCUGGGCCGUGGGGAGUAUCCUAACUUUCACCACUGGAUGGGCUUCAACAGUUGUAUAAGAUCUUGUCAGAUGUUCUCCCCAUACAGAGGUGCCUACCGCAUGAGAAUCUACAACAGACCGGAAAUGUACGGACAGAUGAUGGAGUUCACAGAUGACUGCCCCAAUGUCUACGACCGUUUUGGCCACCACGGCAUCUACUCCUGUAACUGUAUGGAGGGCUACUGGAUCUUUUACGAGCACCCAAAUUACAGAGGCCGUCAGUAUUUCGUGCGGCCCGGAGAAUACAGAGCCUGCAGCGAAUGGGGUAGCAUGAAUCCCAUGAUUGGCUCCUUUAGGAGAAUGAGGAGCAGUUUAAUGUAAAAACACAGUCUUUUUUUUUUAAUGAGCAUUAAAGAUGUUAAAACUGAUUAAAA